UCGGGCCGCGUACAAGGCGUGCACGUUGCCGUCAUUCGCUGCCGCCGCCGCUGCCGUAAUCACCGUCGUCACCGGCUACUUCCUCCGUCCGUCGUUUUCGCGUCUACCGACGCCGCUUCCGGUGGUCCGCUGCACCCGCGACACACGGUCUCUCACCGUGCCACCGCGUCACGCGAUUUCUUAGAUCCCGCAACAGGUAUCCGCCGCGCUCCAAACACCCAUCGUCGUCGUCGUCUCGUACCUUUCCGCCCGCACAUGGUACGCCGCUCAACCGUCCUCCACCCGCCGGGUCACGUGCACGCGCGCCGACGAUGAUGUGCUAAUGACUGGAUGUCACGCGAAUCGCUCAGCACGCCGCCACCGCCGCCGCCGUCGCGUUCAAACCCGUCCGACUAAAUGGACGUGUUAGUCGUGUUAAAGGAUACCAAUUCAAAAUCAAAUUCGACAAACAACGGGACACCGGAAAAUGACGAGUACGAGGACAGCGGAGAGGUUGCUCUGACAGCGCUGCCGCUGUUCUGCAUUGGAUCGUUUCUAAUCGUCGUUAUAUUCUUGUCGAUCGCCGGCAACGUGCUGGUGUGCAUGGCCAUCUACACCGACAGGGGAUUGCGAAGGAUCGGCAACCUGUUCCUGGCCUCGCUGGCGAUCGCCGACCUAUUUGUCGGAGCGUUGGUCAUGACUUUCGCACUGGUAAACGACCUGCAGGGCUACUGGAUGUUCGGCGCCAAGUUCUGUGACAUUUGGACUGCUAUAGACGUGAUGUGCUCCACCGCAUCCAUUCUCAACCUAUGCGCCAUAUCACUCGACAGAUACAUUCACAUCAAAGACCCACUGAGGUACACGACGUACUUGAACCGGAGGAACGCGCUGCUCGGCAUCGCUGGCGUCUGGGCGCUGGCCGCGUUCGUGUCCGUGGUGCCCAUCUGCAUACUGAGCAUACACCGGCCGCCGAAGCCGGUGGUGUUCCACGCGGGCGACACCGAGUACAUGAGGUGCGCGCUGGACCUGACGCCCGAGUACGCCAUCAUCUCGUCGUGCAUCAGCUUCUACAUACCGUGCGUGGUGAUGAUCGGCAUCUACUGCCGGCUGUACCGGUACGCGCAGAAACACGUGCAGAGCAUCCGGGCGGUGACGCGGCCGCUGACCACGACGACGACCACGGCGGCCGCGUCGUCGGCCACGCUGACGGCCGUGCACCACCACACGUCGCCGUACCACGUGAGCGACCACAAGGCGGCCAUCACGGUGGGCGUGAUCAUGGGCACGUUCCUGCUGUGCUGGGUGCCGUUCUUCUGCGUCAACAUCAUCGCGGCGUUCUGCAAGACGUGCAUACCCGAGGCCGCGUUCAAGGUGCUCACGUGGCUCGGCUACUCCAACUCGGCGUUCAACCCGAUCAUCUACUCGAUAUUCAACACCGAGUUCCGGGACGCGUUCCGCCGCAUACUCACCACCCACUAUCCGGACUGGUGCUUUUGCAAGGGUUACCGGACCGUGGUGCUCAGCUCGGACGCGUCGUUCCGGCACAACCAGCGGCGGAAGCCGACCGGCGGCGGUGGCGGCUGCGAUUUCGUGUCGUCCGCCUCGGCCACGGCCGUGGUCGCCGCGUCCACGGUCGUCAAGCACAACGGCAAGGCGGCCGCCGCGACGGCGUCCGCGCAGCAGCCGGGGUGCGGCGGCGCGGGCGUGCCGCCAAUCACGAGCCCGAGAUCGUCGGUGGCGUCGCUGCGCCAGUCGCGGCUCAACUCGUCCGAAAAGAUCAUCAUCGAAGCCGACGAGGAGAUCUGACCGCCCCGCGGUGGCCGGCUUCCGCGCGACGACAUGCCUCGUUUCACCGUCGAGUAUCUCGUCUGAACGCGACAACUGUUGUACGGAAUCGCACGCGACGUGUUGUACAAUAUUAUUAUUCGGUUGUAAUAUUAUUAUUAUUAUUAUUAUGUAAUAAUCUAUGACGUUAUAUUAUUCGUCCAUAAAUCAUUAUAUUUAUAUGCAAAUAAUAUACCCCGAUCCAUCGUCCCGCUGUCCGGCAGUCUACCCGCUAGGGCUGUACCGCAAACAGAACAGGAAUCGUUUUUGAAAGUCACCCUUAAAGUACGUUUUCUCUGCAGCGCCAAACGGUGGAACAGCACGGCUACUAUGUCAGGACCGAUGACAGUUGACGCUGGACGCCAGACGCUGCGCGGGGAAAACGUACCCAGGAAAACCGGAACCUGUGAUUUGUUGCGGCGGCCAUAAUGUAUAGGCGUUGCAUUAUCCGGAUCGAAAUGAUACGGUUUUCAUUGUUUCUUUUGAUCAUUAUUUUUUUUUUUACUGGUUAUAAUCGGUAUACAAUAGGUUCUAGACGAAAUUUUCAUUUUUCCCAGAACCGUACCGAAACAAAAAAAAAUAUAUAAAAAAGCCGAUCUCCCCACUCCACGCAUUUCCUGUCAGCGAUUCUCACACCGUUCAUUGCCACCAGGGCCGGCUCAAGGGGUAGUUGACGUGAGCCCACGUCCAGGACGGCAUUUUGAAAACAGUGAUAAUGAUAUUAUUUUGGGUGUGGCAAAAUUUGAUUUUGCCUAGUCCAUUAUUUCCAUUAUUUUUAGCCGGCCCCGAUGAUAAUCAUUUAACUCACAAUAUAGUUUAAUAUUAAAGUGUCCUACAGUUGAAAACCAAAAAUUCACUGCUUAAAUUAAUAUCAAAAGUUAUUUAUGAUUUCAGGAGUUAACAACUUUUCGUUCGGAUUUCCAAAGAAAGAGUUUAAAACCAAAGCCAUCGAAAUUGAUAUUUAUAAUAUUUGUAGAUAUAUAUAUAUAUAUUUAUAUUAUAUAUAGAUACAAGGACCGGAUGUUGAUCAAUCUUUCAUCUUUUUUAUUUGAACGUUAUAGACGAUGCUUCCUAAUCAAAAAUAUAAAAUACAAAUCAAAGUAACAAAUUUUUGUUUUGCCAUUUUCCACAUUUCAAGAUCGGCUUUCGUAAUUUCCUAUACAGCUCAUUUUCAACAAUUUUCACCAAGAGAAAAAUCAUGAGUUUAUGAAACGCUGUACAAAUAUAAUACCUCGUGGAAGUAAAUAAAAGAAAAACUGUUUGUCUCUUUCACUCAACUAGCGCAGUGGUAGGUACGUAGUUGUACAAUAAUCUUUUAUUCUCAUACACAUUUAGGUACUGCCAUUAAAAAUCAAACAGAUUGACUUUGCUAUUGGAUAUCAUAAAAUUAUCAUCAAUAAUUUAAAUUUGAGAUAGUUCCCUAAUCAUUUUUCACUUGCGCUGUGCGAUGUUAACCGCGAUGACAAGACCUGAUCAUUACAAUUUUGUUGCAAUAAAUUCUAUAAAUUUUAUAAUGUAAUGUCUAUUUUUGAGAAUUUUAGAAUUGUCUUAAUUUAUUUUCAUAGGGUCUUAAAGUAUCUACAUCCGGGCCCUAACUAUUACUGUUGUUAUAAUAAUAAUAAAAAUGUAAUCAAGAAUACCUUUUUUUCAGUUAACCAUCACACUAGAUGUAUAUGACGCCUUAACAUCGUGUUAUUGUUUAUCCGAUACAUCCGAACGCCGGAUAUUAUUUUUACACCCAAUCGGUCGGUACGGUUCCUCCACAAAAAAAAAAACACUUUGUCUUAAAAUAUUUUUUUUUAUCUUCUGCCACUUGGACACAUUGGAUGUAUGAGAGUUGGUACGUUUGGAACGCGUGUUUUUAUGCGGACAUGGAAUGGUCGUCAAAAACCCGAGCGGUCCCCCAUCCGAUAGCUAGCAACGCCAGACGAUGCUUGACUGGACCCAACAUUGUAGUGCGACUGGGGCCAAUUACCGGGUCCCCUCAUAAUAAUAAUACAAUUGUUACAGAGGCUGCUGUCGUUUUUGCCACGGUCGACUGGCGAACCACAUUUACUAUACCUAAACCAGGCACCCCACAUCAAAUUUUGGGCCUCUGUAUUAAAUGUUUUUGAGGGCCCUAUAAAAAAUGUUUAAUAAAAUACAAUCCAUUACCAGAAAUAGGGGUAUCCUAUAAAUAAUUUAUUAGUACCCGAAAUCAAUGAUUAACCCAAGGCUUAAAAUAAAAAAAAUUCUCAAUAUAUUAUUACAAUACCUAUGCGUUGAUAUUAUAAUCGUACAAUAUUAUAUUUGACAUAAACUAUAAGUAUUCCUGUUAAAAUUUUAAAAAUUACAAAUUUAUAUUUCAACGGGCCCAUGUAUUCCAGAUCCAACAGCUCCCCUCCUCCUUGUGGUGCUCUGCAGCCUACAACUGAUAUAAUAUUUAUAAUAUAUAAUAUAAUAAUUACAUAACAUUAUCUUAAAGGUUAAAUAUUUCACUACACGAAUUUAUAAUAAUAAUAUCUGCAGAUUAAAAUAGUACACUGUACGUGAAUAAAUAAUUCCUCUGUAUAUUUACACGCCAUUUCGGUCAUGACGAUUGUAUUCCGACUUUUCAAAAUCCAUAUCCAUCGGGUACGUCAUGUUUACACGACCCCAUAAGUUUAAGGUAUGAAUAAUAAUCUGUACUCUUUUUUUUAUUAUUAAUGUAUUAUAUAAGUAUAAAUUAAAAGUGCCAAAUUUUUUCUCGCAUUUUAAGUUGUUAACAUAAUAUUUUGUAUCAUAACUGUGUUUCUGCAAUGAGUAGUUCCUAUUUUAGUCGAGAUGCUCGUGCAUGUAAGGUACUUUACAUUUGAAUCUUUGGUCUUAUUAAAUAUAUAACAGUAUUGCCUUUUUUAUGGUUACAAUAAUAUGUCACUUGAGGGAGCAUCGGCUUGUAUCUUAUAAUGUUAUCCUAUUCAUUAAACAUUUUUAUAGAGAUCGAAGUUUAGGUAUAGGUAAUAAGCAAUCGUUUGUACGUGUAAAAUAUUGUAAAAAAAAAAAAUAGGUGUUACAUAUUUUGAUAGGUAGUGCAAGCGAUCGGCUUUUCGUAUCAUGUAAAAAACAACUGCUCAAUUACGUUAUCCGAAAUUCCAUCAGGAAAAUGAAAUUAAAAAACGAAUCUAAAAAAAUUAAAUCAAAAAUCAUUGUUCUUUUAACUAUGUUCACUUCGAAAAAAAAAUAUAAUAGGGAUUCAACCUAGACUUCUAGAUUGAACUGAGAAUGUUGCACAUCUAAGAAAAACCGACUUACGGUUGACUGUUUGGUUCACCCGUAUAAAACAUGAUAUAAAACUAUUAAAAUAAACUUAUAAUAUAUAUAUACGAACCCUAUUAUUCGGUAUAUAAUUUAUUCCUGUAUAAAAAACAAUUAAACGGUUCGAAAAUAAAGUGAACCAAGACAACUAAAAUCAAAACAUUAAGCAUCAGCCACCCAAACAGACCCUUAUUUGGUUAGGACCGGCAUGCCGUGAUAAACACACCGGCACAUCGCCUUUUACUUUGUGGGGUACUUGAUGACGAAGAGUUACUUAAAAUAAUGCCUGUAAGUACCUACCAAGUAUUAAACGUUGUUAUGAUAAUAUGCCUAAAAUAUUAAAUUUAAAUAGAAAAGCAAAGUGCGAUAUUAUAAUAUAACAAUAACGUUAUUACAUUGAUAUUAUAUCGUUGGGGUGUCUCUAUCCGUCUUAACCACUUGCUAUAAAAAAUAUUCAAAUACACAUUAAAUACGUAUUGAUUUCGAACAAAUUUAGUUUUUUUAGUCAGUUAUACACACCUAAGCGCACUUGCUGCAGAAAAAACCAUCAAAAUAUGUCCUCCAGGUGAAAUUGACCUUCAGAUAUGUUCAACUGUGGAUGUUCAACGUUAAUAAUAUCAUUUAAAAUACGCAUCAAUACCUAUCAAACAGUUAUAAUAUUAUAUUUUAGUUUAAACCGUAUUGUAUUCAUAUCUGUAAUUAUAAUAUUAUAGGAAAGCAAACGCGUUUAAAUAAUCCGUUUUUUUAUAUUCAAAUGUUUUUUUCAAAAAAAUCAAUCUGGUCAUUGGUAUCCCAUUGGUAGGACACGUGGUUUGUAAUGCAAUGGGCUUGAACGUCAAACACUCGAUUUUUAAAGAAUUUGUUUUGUACCCAAGAUAGUGAAUAAUGUAUAAAAAAGGGUUUCAAUCGGGGGAAAAACCUAAAAUUCCACUGCAGUCAUAUUUAUAAACGUUUGCUUAUUAGAAACCGAAUUUACACUAUAACAAGAAGAUAACUUGGUCGGUGCAAUAUCGUUUUUCUUUUUUUGAUAUUAGUUUUAUGACGUAUUUUAUGGAUAAAGUAUUGUCUUCUCUUACUUGUGAAAAUAUGGUUUCUCUUAUACCUACCAUUGUAGCCCACGAGAAACAUUUUUUAACAUACAAAUGUAGGACUUGUAUAGCCACUUAUCGAUGACUGUACCUCUACCGACUUACCUGUUGGAAUUUAAAACUAUAUACGCACUAGUAUUAUUCUUAGUUUAGUCUCAAGUUAUUUUAAGAUCGUUUAUAAAACAAUAUUAAGUUUUUACAUUCUUUAUAAAUCCCAUCCAUUAUGUGAUAUGUAGGUACCUAUACCAACGGUUUUAUGAUAUUGAUUGCUGUGUUAUUAAAUUAUUAUUUAAAUGUGUUGAUAAAAUAUUAUUUUAUUUAUACCUACCUACCUAUUUUUUCUUAUCAGCAUAAUUGUUGUUAUUGUUAUUGUUGUUGUUGUUGUUGUUUUAAACGCCAUCGUCAAAAUGUUCUCAUUUGUACUAUUAUAAUAUUAUAUGAUUUAAUGUUGUAAUAUUAAUCUACUUAUACAUCUGUGUUACGUUAAUAUAAUAAAUCUCGUAUAAAG
Myzus persicae (green peach aphid) is the source of this 6672-nucleotide messenger RNA. RefSeq names its product dopamine receptor 1-like. The record is from RefSeq and is a predicted model, not a curated record. Gene Ontology annotation, molecular function: G protein-coupled receptor activity. The transcript has 4 exons. Lineage: Eukaryota; Metazoa; Arthropoda; Insecta; Hemiptera; Aphididae. Gene Ontology annotation, biological process: adenylate cyclase-activating adrenergic receptor signaling pathway. Bases 397 to 1785 code for a protein of 462 amino acids. Gene Ontology annotation, cellular component: membrane.